Molecule: messenger RNA, 5043 nt
Organism: Orussus abietinus
Lineage: Eukaryota; Metazoa; Arthropoda; Insecta; Hymenoptera; Orussidae
Gene: Nup160
Product: nuclear pore complex protein Nup160 homolog
Exons: 13
Coding region: 575-4801 (1408 amino acids)
Cellular component (GO): nuclear pore
Molecular function (GO): structural constituent of nuclear pore
Source: RefSeq, a predicted model, not a curated record
UUUAUUUAUUCCCAAUAUUCAUUUUCUCCUUGACAAUCCUUCCUCUUAUUCACUUGCAACAUUGCUUUGCUAAAAAUUUGGAUAUUUUAAAUUUGUAGUAAACGAUUACGCCUUUGUAAUAUGAAAAUGAUAUACUCUUCAUUACUUUCUUAUACUAUAUGCGCCAUCAUGUAAUGAAGGUAGUAAGUUGAGAGGAAGGUGUUUGCCAUCCUUUUUUACCAACUAUGGAUAAUAUGAAUGUAGAUGUAUGUGGAAAACGUUUUGGCCGUCUGAUGACGCCACAGUCGAGGUUUCAAGUUCGAUGAAGUACGAAUAUCACGGAGAACUAAAAUACCUAGUAGGUGAUUUUUAAGUGUAGCUACUCUGUCUUCUCAUUGGUUCAUGGAUCAAAUCGUAAUUUUUAUUAUUGCGUUUCUGAACACGCCAAUAACGGAAUGGCGGGAUUUGAAUACCCUGUUGCUCGCCGGUUCGCACAUAUCGAAGUGCUUGCAAACGAUGUGCCGGAUAAAAUGUGUUGUGUAGUAAAGUGUUACAGUGAAAUUGGUUAAACAGUUAAUAAGGAAACCCGAGAAAAAUGUUGGAAUUCCAAUUGGGCUAUAGAGAAGUCAUUCCGGAUCAAACUUUACCUGAAAAAUGGAAAGAGAUCACUUUAAAUACAGGUGGAAGCCAAAGCACUCUACAGGAUAUAAAGGUUCCAGAAAAGGCGGGCGGCUACUCUUAUAAAGAUAGUUCAAAACAUUACACUCGAAAUCGUUUCAUCUAUUGGCGAAUCUCCCAUGAUAUCCUUGAAUUAGUGGAACAUAGCCUCGAUGUUAAUCUUGCUAACUGUAGAGUGAGAUACAAAUUUACAGACACUCCAAUUUUGGAUGGGAUUUCAAUUCACGAAACGGUGAAUUCUGUCAUUAUACUAGUCGUUACAGUGUCUAGUGUUCAUAAACUUACAUUUCCACACCCUGAUAAAAUACAUAGACAAGAACUCGUAUUGGGUUCUCACCCAGAAUUAAGUGUUCAGUCAAUACUUAGCGAAGCAUCUGUUCAGGCUGCUAGAGACCCUCAUACAUUUCAUGUUAUUACUACUGCUGGGAUAACAAAUUCACCAGUACCUCACGCUGCCGCAUCGUGGCUUGUCCUUCCUCAAGAAGAGUCUCUGUUUGCACUUGCUUACAAUUCAGGAAUCAUAUUGCUUCUGCGACUUGAUACCAUAACAGGACUAGUACAAACAAGUGAACUGAAGCAGGAUUCAAUUGUACCCCGAUUUCUUAGUGGUAUUGCAACUGCAUUUAGAGGUCGUAGUUCCGAAGGCCAUGUUGCGAUGUCUUUAAUUUUGCAUACAUAUGACAACGACACGUACUUAUUUGCCUUAUGUCGUGAAGGCAACGUACGCAUGUGGUCAUGCAACAAAGCUCAGUAUGUAGCAGUAGCUGAUGUUGCAAUUGACAACCGUGUAGCAUCUCAAGGUGCUCAAGGUCACAUGCUGCGAAAGGUAUUAACAUCGUCCAAUGGUGAACUAUAUUUAGGCACAUAUUUGAAAUUUUUGUCUGGAUGUGAAUUUAGUAUUUUGAAACCUGUUCUGGAUGCUGGUACAUUCAAAUUCAUUAGAAUGUGUACAAUCAUUGCCCCAGAUCAACACUUAGUAGAUUUUUCGUUUACUUCCACGAGAUUAUGGGCAGUGUGGCGAACAACUGAAAUGGAUACCGUUGCCGUUACUCAUGCACGUCUUCCACUAAGUGGAGAACAAGUUAAUUCUGAAUGGGAAACUGCAGUAUUGGAGCACCCUCCUGACAGAGAUUAUAUUGUCAGCGAUCCUGGCACAGAUCCAAGACAAGCAUACAUUAGUUACAUUUUUCAUCCGGGUCAAUUUUCUUUGACUGACAUUACCAGGGCACUCAGUAUCUAUAGACGAUCCAAUCUUUUCAAUGACAUGUUUUUGUCACCAGCUGUCUUGAAAGAACGUGUUUGUAUGGCAGUAGAAGCGGAAAUCCAAGCUGAAGUUAUGGAUUAUGAACUGACAGACGAGGAGUAUUUAGAAACCGCUAAUCGUUGUUGGUCCAAGUUUUACUCAUGCGUAAUUCAGUAUCAUAUUAACGGGAACAGACCCUUAGGUCUUUUGUUACUUCCGAAUGUUUAUGGUGUUGCCUUAAUUAAAAAAUCUUGGUUCUCCUUGUUGAGACCCAUGGAGGCUUUGGAACACUUGAUGUUAUCUAACGAAAAGGCAUAUGUGUCACGCUUCAAAACGACACCAGUUUUAUGUCAAGAUGAAGACAUUUGUCAAGACCUAAUCACUCUAAUGUCUACAUUAGUCAUGUUAGAAGACCAAUUAUCAGAAAAAUUGAAGACAGCCAUUGAAAGAGAACUGUAUCACCUGAAAAGUCCAGAUAUUGUUGUCGAAGAUCUAUUAUCAAAAUUACUCAUGGAACCCGACAAUCCUUUAUUAGACUUCGACUUUCAGUCAGAAAUGUAUCGCAAACUGGAAUGCAUUAAAGAUAUAUCAAGUGCCAUGGCUAUGUUAUUGGAAGCUUUGACGUACGAUCUUGGUCAGCCAAAUAAAUUGCAAUUGAAUGAGGAUAACGAGGCUGAAGCCUCGAAAAUGCUUCUCAGUAUAAACCAUUUAUUUAGCAGCCAAUUAGGUAUCUCUACUGUGUCAGAGAGCGUCACGCAAAUUACACUUUCUAGAUUUUCAAUUUGCAGAAAUUUACUUAUCUUGCAACAGAUAGUUUUAACACGACCAGAAGCAUUUGAUUCGAGAUCACUCCAUUCGAUCAAAUCUUCAUUAGCACCAAGAACUGUUAUUCUUACACAAGCGUAUUAUGUUGUCGUAUGGAUUUGCGAAUCUACCGCGACAUCAACGUCUUCUCAAGCUUUAAUUGAAAAUAGUGUCCAACGAUUGGCGCUGUUGAAACUCACAGAUUCAAGAUCAAACAUUGUUCAGCGCCAGCAUCGUUCGAUGUCAUUGCUAGAAUUUUUUAUACACAGUGGAGGAGUAAAGCACGCUCAUGCUCUUAUGGUUCACGUCGACAUUGACCCAUCUGGUUUAGUUCCAUGGCAUUACGGCAUGUUAACCCAUAUCACGCUCAUAGCUCAACUGGUUUGGCCUAUUUCUGGAAAUUUUAUCUUUCCGGAGUGGUUACUGUCGAGUUGCCAAUUCUUACUUGUUCAAGAGUAUGUGCGACUUCUAAGCACGUGGUUCGAAUGGAAUAGCGCUUCAAGGAAAUUUAUAUUGGCUGUUGCCCUUUUGGAAAUGGGUGACACACAUAAAGCCUGCGAUCAGUUCCUCCGAGCCUCUAACGGAGUCUUGACAGAUGCAUUCUUAGCCGAUACUUUUUUGGAAUCGAGUGUUACAUCUAAGAGCAGUGCCUUGGUGCAGUAUUACUUAAAAGUAAUCGAACUAUUCGACCAACAUUGCGCAGCAGACUCUAUUAUUCGUUUGGCAGAAACGGCUAUACCAAUCGCUGAUAAGAACGAACCUAAUUUACCGACUCUUCAUUCUAUUAUAUUUGCCCAACAUUUGAAAUUAGGCCAUCACAUGGAAGCUUAUCAUUGCUUAAAUUCAAAUCCUGAUGCUGCUCGAAGAGUGGACUGUUUGAGACAAUUAGUAGUAACAUUGUUUGACAGAAAGAAAUUGAUGGAUUUGAUAACGUUUCCUUACAUCGACAUGUACGAAGACCUUGAGAAAAUAGUAUUAUCAAGAGCAAGAAGUGUGGAUCUCCUGGAAUAUAAUUACUACAACUUCUUGUACAGUUUUCAUAUAAAUAAAGGAAACAUGAGAAAAGCCGCAUCUGUGAUGUACGAACAAGCAAUGCGUUUAAGUCAAGAAACUCACUCAACGGCCAUUAUUUCUAAGCAAGCUCAGUGUCUUCUAUCUUGCAUUAACGUUCUGCAUCUUGUGAACGAAAAAUACAAGUGGAUUGUUCGACCCGUGCUAGAUCAAAGUCAUCCAGAGGAUACAAAUCCAAAGAAAAAGAGAAGUAUAAAUGGCGAGGAAGUUUUACAUUAUAAAGUUAAAAAGCAAGUGGAAGUUCUGGAGCUCGAAGACAUUAAGAAGGAAUAUUAUUUAGUGCAAGCGAGAUUGAAACUGUCGAAAUUGAAUUCUGACUUACACAUCGUUGCGCAAGCAGAUCCAGCAGAGCUUAUUGCUAUUUUAUCGAGUGUUGGUUUAUAUACAAAUGCCCUUCACUUAUGCGACCGAUUCAAUAUUAAUAAGAGCUCCGUACUUGAAAUUUUAGCAUCGCAAUGUGUAAGAUUAAGUCAGUACGAAGAUUCAGCUGCGUGGGAUUGGUUAAUUGAAAAUGAUAUCUCUGACAUAAGUGUAUCGCACUCAAAUGUAGCCAAUACAGCGUGGAAAUUGUUAGAACACCUAACCUUAAAACAUGAAAAGGAUUGCAGUAGUGAUUUGCAUAAAGGUGUAGCUAGAAAAUUGGUUCAUCAUGGAGCUUUUCUGCCGGAAUGGCUGUUAUCUUCAUACAGGAAACGAAACGCAGCAGAACUUCUUUGGCUUUUCUUUAGAGCGGGCAGACUUAUGGAAGCAGCAGAGUUAGCCAUCGACUAUAUAAAUGCAGUGCUCGGCAGAGGAAUGGAACGUUUUGGUUUAGAAACCCCUUUAGUAGCAACAGGUUCCCCUGUGUGGCUCUGUCAUAAUGCUUUUGAUGUAUUAUUGCGUGAAUUGAAAUUCGCAGAAGAGGACGAUCCAAAAUAUGUUCAGUGUUACGAGCAGUUGAAGGAAACAUUAGAUAAGUACUUCGAUGUAGUUGCCAGGGUGUCAGAUGAUAUGAUACGACUGAAAAUACACAGUAACAAGUCUUAACAGCAAAUAUCUAAGUUUAAUAUUUAAGUGAUACUUGUAUAAAUGCUAAUGAAACGAAAAUAUGUCGUACACUGAUUUUAGAUAGUUACGGCAAUUUUUAUAUCGUUACAUUUAAGAAUUUAUAGGAUAAAACAUGUGGCGUUUAUACAUACCUUUUGGAACACUUAUGGUAAUUAUGAUAAUGAAAUAGUAAUAUCAUUCCUUAUUACGUCACCAAUAAACAGGGGAUUGAUUAACUGUUA